ACUUUUUAGUAAAAUGUCCUCCAUUUAUGUUGAUUUCUUUGGGCUGGAUGAUUAUGAAAAACUUGAGUUGUGCUUCAGGAAGAGAAUCUUUUUUGUAGCCGAUUUUAUUUGCCAAGCUUGUAAGAGAAGGCAGAAUAUUUUCGAGCUGUAUAAUAAUCUGUAGUUUUGUAAUGAAAUGAAGUGUCUGACCACAGCAACUGUGGACACUCUUUUGGUUGUAUACCAACAAGGGUUAGGCACUGUGUGCAUGACACCGAAAUAAAAGAAAACUAAUCAAUCAAUAGUGAAAUAUAUGGCUGACAAUAACUCACUGGUUGAUGGUCAAGCCUUAAUGCGGAAGAUCAAUGACCAGGUCAUUUUAGUUCAGGUUUUGGUGACAUUGUUCCUUUGUAUCAACUUUCUGCUGAUCACAACCUUUUUUAUGAAGCAUUUCUUCUACACAACAAUGCGCUACAUCUUAUUUGCUAAUACAUUACUGUCUGAUUGUCUGAUUUUAAUUUUAACAAAUACCAUGCUGAUCAUGAGCUAUUUUCGUUUUACCAUACAGACAUGGUUAUGUCUCAUCGUGUUUAUUGUGUCAUCUCUGUACAAUUUUGUCACACCAGUUACUCUGACAACAAUGACCCUGGAGCGCUUUGUGGCCAUUUGCAUGCCCCUGCGGCAUGCAGAGCUGUGUUCCACACGCAGAGCCCUGCACUGCAUCCUCAUCAUUCACGGCCUCAGCUCUAUACCCUGCAUUGUUUUUCUCUCCGUCUUCUUUGCAUCUGCUACUCACAGCUUAUACACCCAGAACAGAAUAUGCUCUGUGGAGAUGUUCACAAUUCACAGGUGGCAAGGUCAUCUUAGGUCAGCUAUAAGUCAGUUUUACUUCCUGAUCAUGUUUAUAACCAUUGUGAUCUCCUAUAUUAAAAUAAUGAAAGUGGCCAAAGCUGCAUCAGGAGAGAAUAAAAAGUCAACAUGGAAAGGACUCAGGACAGUGGCUCUUCAUGCUUUCCAGCUGCUCCUCUGUCUCAUCCAGCUGUGGUGCCCUGUCAUAGAAGCUGCUGUACUUCAGAUUGAUUUAAUGUUGUACAUUGAUGUCAGAUACUUUAACUACAUUACUUUUUAUCUUGCUCCAAGAUGUCUGAGUCCUCUCAUUUAUGGCCUCAGAGAUGAUAAGUUUUUUCUUGCACUGAAAUAUUAUGCUCUCUGUGGCUUGUACAAGAACAAAUCUUUAGCUUUUUUCACUUGAUAAAUUAAAAUCACCAUUCUGUAACAGAAAAUACUGUUUAUGUAGUAUGCAGUUUAUUGCAUUGGAUAAUGAAUUCAUCUUAUUCAUUCAAUUUCUCAGUAUGUG
This is a messenger RNA of Thunnus maccoyii (southern bluefin tuna), 1336 nucleotides long. RefSeq names its product odorant receptor 131-2-like. Gene Ontology annotation, cellular component: membrane. Gene Ontology annotation, biological process: G protein-coupled receptor signaling pathway. Gene Ontology annotation, molecular function: G protein-coupled receptor activity. The transcript has a single exon. The record is from RefSeq and is a predicted model, not a curated record. Bases 293 to 1231 code for a protein of 312 amino acids. Lineage: Eukaryota; Metazoa; Chordata; Actinopteri; Scombriformes; Scombridae.